Molecule: messenger RNA, 954 nt
Organism: Alternaria arbusti
Lineage: Eukaryota; Fungi; Ascomycota; Dothideomycetes; Pleosporales; Pleosporaceae
Exons: 1
Coding region: 1-954 (317 amino acids)
Source: RefSeq, a predicted model, not a curated record
AUGGACUCAAAGGACAGACUCAAAACUGGCUUCGCCGCGCUCCCAGAAGAACUUCACCUAGAAAUCUACAAAUGGAGCGCAAAUCGUAUGGUCCUCAAAACUGUUCCUGGGAUCAAACAUGUACGUUGGGUGGCCACUACAUACAAUUCUGGCAUCACUGGAGUCAGCCGGGAGAUCCAGCAAGCUGCCGGCGACACAUUGUAUGCGCUCGACCGAGAGAAGAAAGCACGCCUUUUCGUGCACUGGAAGGGCAUCAAGCAGUUGCCUCGCCUCUUGCAACUACUCGCACAUACGUAUACAUGGGGUAAGCGCUGGCUUGAAGCCAAUCCACCAAACGCGACAGAUGGUCAGCAAGAUUGGGUGCGAGUCAAAAAGUCAACUUCGCAUGAUCUCAACGCACUACUUUACGAGUAUCUUAAUCCCAGCCAUUAUAAGAAAAUUUUCAGCGAACUCGGAGAUCCAUCACGAUCACCUACGCUUUCCGCACUGGUACGAGACUGGUUUAGUGAUAUUGCUACGAAAUGCAAUACCGCCGCCCCGAUCCCCAUGGACACAACGGAACGACGUCUCUUGAUCGAAUUUCUGGAGAUGACAAUGGACAAAUUACGGAACCCAAACACGAGGGGAGAUCUCGAAAUAUCUAUUACCGUCCCCAAAGCAGACACCAACUAUGCAGACCCUGACGACCAGACCAGAAGACUGUAUCUUGACGACGUAGUGGAAUACAUGUAUCAACUUUUUGAGACUUUCCGGACGCAUUUCCGAAUCAAAUUUCGGUUCCUUGCUGUCCUCAACACCCCAGCAGACGAGUUCAAAUGGAUACUGGUCGGUGGAUAUUACGCCGAAUUCGUGGAGCCGUCCUAUAAUCUUGUGCAAACGGAGGGUACUGGUGGGUUUGAGGUCAAGCUUGGUAGCAUCGCGCGUGUAGAUCACGAGGCACUCGACAUGGCUUGA